Molecule: messenger RNA, 1950 nt
Organism: Macrosteles quadrilineatus (aster leafhopper)
Lineage: Eukaryota; Metazoa; Arthropoda; Insecta; Hemiptera; Cicadellidae
Gene: SerRS
Product: serine--tRNA ligase, cytoplasmic
Exons: 11
Coding region: 59-1786 (575 amino acids)
Biological process (GO): seryl-tRNA aminoacylation
Cellular component (GO): cytosol
Molecular function (GO): ATP binding; serine-tRNA ligase activity; tRNA binding
Source: RefSeq, a predicted model, not a curated record
UAUAGUCAAUGGUUGUACUUGUAUUGUGUCUUGCAUUUUUAGGUUAGUAAAAUCGAAAAUGGUUUUAGAUCUGGAUUUAUUUCGUCCUGAUAAGGGAGCAAAUCCCGAUAACAUUCGUGACAAUCAAAAGAAGAGAUUCAAAGAUGUGGGCUUAGUAGAUGCAGUUGUAGACAACGACUCUAAAUGGAGACAAUUUCGUCACAAUGGUGACAGCUACAACAGACUUAAGAACGCAUGCAGCAAAGAAAUUGGGGAAAAAAUGAAAAAAACGAAAAAGGGAACACCUAAAGAUGUAACACCAAAAAAGGUAGACAUAAAAUCAAUUAAUACCUUCUUUGCUGACCACAGCUAUGUGGAUGGCUUCAUUCCCUCCACUGCUGAUACUGAUCUUUGGGACCAAGUUUCAAAGGAAUAUACUCCUGCCGAGAUCGAAGCUUUAGCUCACAUUCAUAGGUGGUUUCAACACAUUAAAAGUUUAAACUCAAUUAAUCAUUCAUUUCAGCCUUCCCAGAAAAAAGAACUUGCUGGAGAUGAUGAUUUGCCUUCUUCUAUAACAGUUGACAACUUGACGAAUGAUCUAUUGAAGACACUUUCUAUCAAUCAAAUAAAAAAAUUCCGCACACUCUUGGACAAAGCAAUAACAGAGAACGAAGGAAAAAUUGCUGCUGCAGAGCAGGCUAGAAAUGAUGCUUUGUCAGAGAUUGGCAACCUGCUUCACGAGUCUGUGCCCAUCAGCAAUGACGAGGAUGAAAAUGCUGUUGUUUGCACGUUUGGGGACGUGAGUGUUCGCAAAAAGUACUCUCACGUAGACCUCGUGCAUAUGGUUGACGGAGUGGAGGCUGAUGCUGGUGCAAUAGUUGCUGGAAGUCGAGGGUAUUACCUCAAGGGCCCCUGCGUGUUGAUGCAACUGGCCCUUGUCCAAAUGGCUCUCCAUCGCUGGAUGGCCAAGGGAUAUGUUCCCAUCUACACACCUUUCUUCAUGCGUAAAGAGAUCAUGCAACAAGUCGCUCAGCUGGCUCAAUUUGAUGAAGAGCUAUACAAGGUGAUUGGCAAAGGUAGUGAAAAGAUAGGGGAAGUGGCUCCGGUAGAUGAGAAGUAUCUGAUUGCUACAUCAGAGCAGCCAAUAGCAGCUCUACAUCGUGACCAAUGGCUGCCUGAGACCUCUCUACCCAUCCGCUACGUAGGACAGUCUACGUGCUUCCGUCAGGAGGUGGGCUCCCAUGGCAGAGACACUCGCGGCAUCUUCCGAGUACAUCAGUUUGAAAAGAUUGAACAGUUUGUGCUCACCUCGCCUCACGAUAACAAGUCUUGGGAGAUGAUGGAGGAGAUGAUUGGUCUGUCAAAGCAGUUUUAUGAGGAUCUUGGUAUUGCCUACAGAGUGGUUAACAUUGUAUCUGGAGCUUUAAAUAACGCAGCAGCCAAGAAACUAGAUCUGGAGGCUUGGUUUCCUGGAUCAGGAGCAUUCAGAGAGUUAGUGUCUUGUAGCAACUGUCUAGACUAUCAGGCAAGAAGGCUUCUUGUACGUUAUGGGCAGACUAAGAAAAUGAAUGCUCAGACUGAUUAUGUCCACAUGUUGAAUGCAACCGCAUGUGCUACUACCAGGGUUAUAUGUGCAAUAUUGGAAACCUACCAAACAGAAACAGGCAUCAAGAUACCAGCUGCAUUGAAGCCUUAUUUCCCACCAGAUUAUCCAGAAGAGAUUCCUUUUGUCAAACCAGCUCCCAUUGACGAAGGAGAGACGAAAAAACAGAAGAAGCAAAAAGAGGGCAUGGCAAAGAAGGCAUAAGAACGUGGAAAUAAUUUGGGACAAAAGAUGUGAUAUUGCUUGUGAAAAUCUAAUGAACAUUAUUACUUAUUUAUUAUCAAAUAAUAAUAAUAAUAAUAAUAGGGUUUUUACAAAAAUAUUUUGGUUUUUAUUGUACUUUACGAUCUUUGUACAUUUGAGCAAUC